Ilex paraguariensis (yerba mate) is the source of this 919-nucleotide messenger RNA. NCBI's taxonomy places the organism in Eukaryota, Viridiplantae, Streptophyta, Magnoliopsida, Aquifoliales, Aquifoliaceae. The record is from the annotation of a GenBank genome assembly.
AUGACUCUAGGUCCCAUGACACUUGAUAUUCACACACAACAUAGACCAACAACUCCAUUCUCCACCGCUGAACCUGCGAUCUCCAUGGCUAAAGUUCUUCAAAAAUCUUCUUCCCUCUUCUUCAUCGUUAUCUCCUUUUUCAUAUCCUUCGUCAUAUUUUCGGUCACCGGAGAAAAUAGCGGUUUUGUAAAAGCCAUUGAUCGGAAAACACUUGGUCUCAGAAAGGAAAAGCUUAGCCAUUUUCGCGUCUAUUGGCAUGACAUCGUUAGUGGCCGGAGCCCAACAUCAGUGCCAGUUACUCAGCCCUCUCUGAACUCAUCAACCGCUUUCGGUUUGAUGAAUAUGAUCGAUAAUCCGUUAACAGAGGGCCCGGAAUUGAGCUCAAAAAUGGUUGGGAGGGCUCAAGGGUUUUAUGCAUCUGCAUCACAAGAAGAGGUUGGUUUAAUAAUGGCAAUGAACUUUGCUUUCAUUGAGGGAAAGUAUAAUGGAAGUACAAUCACGGUGCUCGGGAGGAACUCUGUUUUCAAUAAGAUGAGGGAGAUGCCGGUGAUCGGAGGGAGCGGGCUUUUCCGGUUUGCUCGUGGCUAUGUUCAUGCCAGAACUCAUACCGUUGACCUCAAGUCUGGAGAUGCCACUGUUAAGUAUGAUUGCUAUGUGAUGCAUUAUUGAUGUUUUCUUGUAUCCUUUUGAAAUUAUAGCUUUCGAUAAUGAUGUUGGCCACCCAUGUUGGUUACUUUAUAGCUAAGUAUCUUUCUUCUUAAAUGUCUCAUUGAAACUUUUCUAGCUAGGCAUCUAGAAAAUCACCAACUUUAGUUAGCAACUACCAAUUUUCAUUGGAAAAUUUACUCUUUUACCCUCCCAACUAUGCCACGUAUCACAUUGCCCAUUUUAUUUUGGACUAUUGGUUUUACGCUAUCCU